AUGAAGUACGAGAUCCUCGCCUCCCUGUUCCUCGCCAGCAUCUCCUACGCAGCUCCCGCUCUCGAGCGAAGAGGCUGUGCAGCAGAUGCCAGCUGGGGCAACGACUGGCAAGAAACCGGCCUCCACCGCCGACAAGUGCUCUACAGCGCGUCCAACAGUCCCAUCUGCAACGGCAUCGGAGCCGACGGAGCGGACCACAUGCUUCAAGCCGGCAAUGUCUGGGGCGGAGCGGUCUCCACCUGUGCUGCAUUGAAUCGAAACCAGCAGAACUAUUGGGACCCUGAUCAGCACAGCUAUGUUAUUGACUCAUCUGAGGUCUGGGGUAUUGGCGGUGAUGAUGUUGCUCAGUGCAUGAUCCAGCAGUUUCAGAAGGCUUGGGGUGAUCAUUGCUGCCGUACUGCUUAA
Messenger RNA from Zasmidium cellare ATCC 36951, 405 nucleotides. RefSeq lists its product as uncharacterized. The record is from RefSeq and is a predicted model, not a curated record. NCBI's taxonomy places the organism in Eukaryota, Fungi, Ascomycota, Dothideomycetes, Mycosphaerellales, Mycosphaerellaceae. Bases 1 to 405 code for a protein of 134 amino acids. The transcript has 2 exons.